This is a messenger RNA of Drosophila eugracilis, 2548 nucleotides long. RefSeq names its product prolyl endopeptidase. Gene Ontology annotation, molecular function: oligopeptidase activity; serine-type endopeptidase activity. Bases 43 to 2334 code for a protein of 763 amino acids. Gene Ontology annotation, biological process: proteolysis. The transcript has a single exon. NCBI's taxonomy places the organism in Eukaryota, Metazoa, Arthropoda, Insecta, Diptera, Drosophilidae. The record is from RefSeq and is a predicted model, not a curated record. Gene Ontology annotation, cellular component: cytosol.
UCAAAUUUAACCAACACUUUCGCGCUCUCUUUUGGAAAACAAAUGCUGAAAUUAUUUUUCCUACAAAUCGCAAGCAAGCGCAGCCUUCGAAACAUAGAAAAGUCCUUACUCUCGCAGUCCCUAAACCACCUAACCAUGUCCCGACCCCAAGCCUCGGUCAAUCAUCCCACCGACCUGAGUCGUCCUUCGGUCGAGGUAGGAAGCUCCAGGAUCGUGUAUCCAGAAGCACGGAAGGAUGGCAAAAUGGAGGAAAUGCUACAUGAGUACAGAAUCAAAGACGUCUACCGUUGGCUCGAGGAUCCGGACUCGGAGGAAACCAAAAGCUUUGUGGAUGCCCAGAACAGUAUUAGCCAGCCGUUCCUCGAAAGAAGUGAGGAGUGGGAGAGCUUCAAUGCCAAGCUGACGAAGAUCUGGAAUUUCCCCAAGUACGGAUGCCCCUCGCAUCACGGUGACUACUAUUACUACUUCAAGAACACUGGCCUCCAGAAUCAGAGUGUCCUGAUGCAGCAGACCACUUUGGAGGCCCCCGAGGUGGUGUUCCUGGACCCCAACAGCUUGUCCGCCGAUGGAACCACAGCUUUGAGCCAAAAAACAUUUUCGGAAGAUGGAGCCUACAUGGCCUAUGGCUUGAGUGAUAGCGGGUCGGAUUGGAAUAAGAUCCGUAUUCGAAAGGCUAAGGAGCGAACUGAUUUCCCUGAGACCCUGGAAAAGGUGAAGUUCUCGAACGUCUCCUGGACGAAAGACAACAAGGGCUUUUUCUAUGGUCGAUACUCCGAUCAAGACGGAAAAACGGAUGGCUCGGAGACAAAGCAGAACGAGAACCAAAAGCUGUAUUACCAUCGAGUUGGAGAGAGCCAAGCUCAAGAUACUUUAAUAGCUGAGUUCCCAGAACAUCCGUCUUGGCGCUUCCAAACCGAUGUUUCGGACUGUGGAAACUAUCUGAUACUGUCCAUCAGUCACACUGUCCGAGAUAAUAUGCUGUACUAUGCUGACCUGAAGCCGGAAGAGCCUAUCACUGGCAAGCUGGAGGUUAAGCCCAUUGUGGAUAAGUUCGAGGCCGACUACGACUACAUAACCAACGAGGGAUCCAGGAUGUACUUCCACACAAACAAAGAUGCUCCCAACUACCGCGUGGUUGUGAUUGACUUCACCAAUCCCGGCGAGGAUCAAUGGACCACCUUGUUAGCCGAACACGAGAAGGACGUUCUGGAAUGGGCCAAGUGCGUCAACGAGGACAAGCUCAUGGUUUGCUAUAACAGUGAUGUCAAGCACAUUCUGCAGGCCCGUGAGCUGCACACCGGCAAUCUCAUCCGGCAAUUUGGCCUGGAUAUUGGGUCCGUUAAUGGGAUUUCAGGAAAGAGGAAGUACUCAGAGAUCUUCUACGGCUUCUCAUCGUUCCUAACGCCUGGCACCAUUUUCCACUAUGACUUUGCCAAGCCCGUUGAAAAGCCGAAAGUUCUUCGGGAAAUUAGUCUGAACUUGGAGGGCUUCAACCGCGAGGACUACAGCGUGGAGCAGGUGUUCUAUAAGAGCGCCGAUGACACCAGGAUCCCCAUGUUCAUCAUCCAAAGAAGGAGGGAUGCAGUGGUGCCCCGACCUUGUCUACUGUAUGGAUACGGAGGAUUUAACCACAGCCUGAUGCCGUCCUUCGGCAUAACCAGUCUGAUGUUCAUGGACACCUUCGACGGAGUCCUGGCCUUUCCCAAUCUAAGGGGAGGCGGGGAAUACGGCAUAGAGUGGCACAAUGGAGGUAGAUUGUUUAACAAACAGAAUGUUUUCAACGACUUCCAAGCUGCCGCAGAGUACCUGACCCAGAAUAACUACACCACCAAGGACCGGCUGGCCAUACAGGGCGCCUCCAAUGGUGGCCUGCUGGUGGGUGCCUGCAUCAACCAGCGUCCGGAUCUUUUCGGAGCAGCCGUUGCCCAAGUUGGAGUUAUGGACAUGCUGCGCUUCCACAAGUUCACCAUUGGGCAUGCAUGGUGCUCCGACUACGGCAAUCCCAAUGAGAAGGAGCACUUUGCCAACCUCUUCAAGUACUCGCCACUGCACAACGUUCACAUUCCCCUGAACCCAAAUCAGGAGUAUCCCUCGACCUUGAUCCUGACUGCCGAUCACGAUGACCGAGUAAGUCCCCUGCACUCUCUGAAAUUCGCCGCCGCUCUCCAGGAAGCCGUGCGGUACUCGGAAUAUCAGCUCAAUCCCAUUCUUCUGAGGGUCUACACCAAGGCAGGCCAUGGAGCCGGAAAACCAACCAAGAUGCGCAUCAAUGAGGCUACGGACAUCAUCACCUUUUACAAGAAGACCCUCAAUGUCGACAAAGUCAAUCUGUGAGCAAGGUAUUGGCCUUGAACUUUCUGGUGAUGAACUGAAAACCUUUCUUAAGAUUAACUUUAACUUUAAUAGCGGAAUAAGGUAGCAAUCUCUAAGUUAACUCAUUUCGAUAAGGUUCAAUUGGGAUUAGGGAUUGCUUUCUUACACAAUGAUUAUGUUAUUAGUUUUCUAACAGCCUAACAAUGAUUCCAACCCAAGGGGACUAAAACUGCAA